This is a messenger RNA of Letharia lupina, 1104 nucleotides long. RefSeq lists its product as uncharacterized. The record is from RefSeq and is a predicted model, not a curated record. The transcript has a single exon. Bases 1 to 1104 code for a protein of 367 amino acids. NCBI's taxonomy places the organism in Eukaryota, Fungi, Ascomycota, Lecanoromycetes, Lecanorales, Parmeliaceae.
AUGACCCCCACAAAGCCGUUAAAGACAGCGGGACCUUCCAGAUCCAACAAGGUGCCAAUUGAGCUGCAGCAGCUCCUGCUGGAUAUUUUUAGGACCAGUUUUGCACCCCGCUUUGAUUCCGGGUUUCCUGCAAUUGUGCAGCAGAUCAAGGAGCAUCUUUUCAACCGGGACUUCAAAUCUGCCUUUGGGCGAAAGUCUUUCCUCGAGGCUUAUGCCAUGAGGUGGAGCCCAAGCAGAGCACUAGCCUACACCCACAUAUUCUCGCAAGUGUUAUCAAAAUACCACCUGGAUGCUGAGAACCUCGACCAAGCUUCGGGAGAGCUGCCAUUGGCCGCCUCUCAGGUGCCAUCCGUCUCUACCAGACGAAUCGUCUGUAUCGGCGGAGGUGCAGGCGCUGAGCUCGUAGCGCUGGCCGCAUAUCUGCAGGUCAUCGGCCAUCCCUGUGCCAGUUUCAGUGACCUUGAGGGUAAAUCCAAGUGCUUGCCACCAUACUUCGCCAUCAAAUCUAUAGACAUUGCUGAUUGGUCAACGGUACUGAAAGAGCUCCACUCAUGCAUGACUGCAGCGCCUCCAAUAUCGGAGUAUUCUUCGUCUGCAGCUAAGGAGGCAAACGCUGCGUUAAUCAGCCCUGCGGCUUGCACGUUGAGCUUCAUGCAGGAAGACGUCCUCAGAAUGAAAAACGAGGAUUUAGCAACCAGCUUUACUGACACUGCUCUUGUAACUUUGAUGUUCACCCUUAACGAGCUGUAUAGCACUUCUAUCAGCUCAACCACUAAUCUGCUGUUGUCUCUCACGAUGCUCUUAGCGCCAGGAGCUCUGCUACUGGUAGUAGAUAGCCCUGGCAGCUACUCGACCGUGGACUUUGAGAAGGCGUCUGGUUCAGAUGGCGGCGGUACGCGAAAAAGGUAUCCCAUGCAAUGGCUUCUUGAUCACACGCUUCUGGAAUCUGCUGCGAUCAGCGCUAGUAAGAAUGCUUCAGCAGAACGGCAAUGGGAGAAAUUAGAAUCCAAAGAAUCAGAGUGGUUUAGAUUAGCCAACGAUUUACGCUAUCCUGUCACUCUGGAAGACAUGAGGUACCAACUCCAUCUCUAUCGGCGCCUGUGA